Molecule: messenger RNA, 2125 nt
Organism: Varroa destructor (honeybee mite)
Lineage: Eukaryota; Metazoa; Arthropoda; Arachnida; Mesostigmata; Varroidae
Gene: Pdxk
Product: pyridoxal kinase
Biological process (GO): pyridoxal 5'-phosphate salvage
Cellular component (GO): cytosol
Molecular function (GO): pyridoxal kinase activity
Source: RefSeq, a predicted model, not a curated record
GUAAAACCAUCUAUUUCUAGGAAUGACAAAUGCAAUGAGUUUAGCGCAGUUAUCUCCAUCCGAGUACUGAAACAUUUUUUUCCGCAUCUUAUCGACCGAUUAAUGCCUUUCCGAUCUUCAUGUAUUGCUGUCUCAUAUCCUCUGUUUAUUUAAUGCAUUUAGUUCAAUAUUAAACUGCAAAUGUUAUUCGAAUUGAAUGUGAUUAUAAGAACGUGCUUAUAUAUAUGGAAAUUGCCGAAUGAUACCUGUUGCUAUACAGACAUUCUUGCCCAGAUUUAUCAAUCUGUGUGCCCUUGAGAUUAUCUUAGGCUUAUACGCAUUCAAGCUUCAAUUCAAGUUCGCUGUCGGCAAAUUAUCACGAAUUGAAAAAGACCAUUUUAGAAGAAGCGGUCAGCUUGGCCUGUUAUACUGAGCAUAAUACUGCUGGAUAACAAAGUUUUUUAAACGAACAUAUUAAUCGUCUCUUUUUCGACAGUGCUAAUCAUUAUCAAAUUAUCAUUGUGAUGACGACCAGAACAUCAACAAAAACGAGAACCACAACAACAAACACAAGGAGGCCGACGAACGGGUAAAGAAAAUAGCGUGAAACGCGAAACAAUCGCUUAUCUAGGUGACCCAACUUUAGUGCGGGCGUAGUUGCCAUUUGCGCCUGGCAACUGGACUAAGCAGACCAAAGAACUCCGCUGUAAGAAUUAAAUAUGUCUACUAUGCCUCGCGUACUCUCUAUACAAAGUCAUGUCGUGCGAGGAUAUGCAGGAAAUCGGUGUGCUGUAUUUCCGUUGCAGACACUCGGUUUUGAGGUUGAUUUCAUAAAUUCUGUACAAUUUUCCAACCAUACAGGGUAUCCUGUGACGAAAGGGACAAAAGUGAGUCAAAUGGAGUUACGUGAUCUCUUCGAAGGCUUGAAGCUUAACAAGGUGACCGAGUACUCCCACGUAAUAACUGGUUACGUAGUAAGCGUCGACUUCCUUCGCGAGCUUGCUAAUAUCGUCAAGGAUAUUAAAGAACAUAACAAGGAUGUUGUCUAUUUAUGUGACCCGGUUCUCGGAGAUCACGGCUCAUAUUAUGUUCCUCAGGAGCUGACUGACGAGUACCGUUCUCGUUUACUUCCGCUGUGUGACAUCCUCACUCCUAACCAGUUCGAGCUGGGUGAACUCACGGGACUUGAUGUGAAAACUGAAGAGGAUGCCAUCAAGGCAAUCGAGCGUCUGCAUGACUUGGGAGUUUCUCUUGUGGUACUCACGUCUGCCAUAUUUACAGAUCGUUCAGUGGUUACCUGUAUUGCAUCACGCCGAAAAGAUGGAAAUCGCUGCAAAUUUGAAAUUCCAUGGCAAGAAGGCAACUUCGUGGGUACAGGCGAUCUUUUUGCAGCAUUAAUUCUUGCAUGGACAACCAACGAGGAGUGCCUUGAGAAGGCUCUGCUCAAAGCGUUGAGUACCGUACAAGGGAUACUACAAAAUACAGUGGAAUUCUCCAAGGAACUGAAAGCACAUCGACCCGAUCUGUCUUCCGCAGCUUUUAUGGAGCUUCGCCUGGUGCAAAGUCGACAAUUACUUAUUGAUCCACCUUUAUUGUUAUCCGCCAAUAAAAUCUAAACUUAUGUAGAGUUAAAACAGUAUUUGGAUUUUAUGAAAAAUCUGUUAGGAUACUUAACUCAGUUACGCCUUGAUUAUAUUGCCUAGUGUCGCAAAGAUCGGAAAGAAUAUACAGGGCAUCCUAUCUCAUAUCCCAGUAAACUGUUUUUGUUCGUAUAUUCCCUCAUAGUUCUUCAUUAGUAAGUAAUUAAAACACGUACGUACAUGUCAGGUACGUACCGUAUUUAUCUAAUUGAAAGCGAAGUCUAAGAGUUCGUGUCAUAUACAUAAAUGUGAUAGGAAUCUAUGUGCUUCCAGUACUGAGGGCCUUAUUAUUGAUUAUGCGUGUUAACCUCAUUUAAUAUUUGACUACUACACACCGCAACUUAAGAGCGAAGAAGCCACUGAUUACGGCUCUAGCCGUACUGGGUCUUAUACAUUGAUACUACCUUCUGGCAUUGCUUAUUAAUAAAAAAAAUGCAAAAAACGAUUUACCGUUGUAACAUACCUACUUUAUAUAUUAAAUAAAAAUUAUAAAUAGCAUGUACUUG